UCAUACAAACUAUUAGCAUUUCCACGUCAUAUGUAUUUGAUCAAGCAAAAUAAAUCAUCCAUGGGGUGGUUGUUUUUAUGUUUAGUUCUUUUACUCUUCAAUUUUCCAUAUUUCUCUUCUUCUUCUUUCAAUUUCUCAUGCCAUCAUGAUGAGAGUUCUGCAUUGCUUCAAUUCAAGUCAUCAUUCACUAUGCACACUUAUUAUGAUGGUUGUGGUGAACCUCUUCUAAAAACAACAACAUGGAAAAAUGAGACUGAUUGUUGCUCAUGGCCCGGUGUCACAUGUGACACCGUCUAUGGUCGCGUGGUUGGCCUCAACCUUGGCUGUGAUGGCCUUCAAGAUAUGUCUUCAAUAAAACCAAACUCCAUGGAUUUGCUCUUCAAUCAUUCUUCCACUUUGGUGACUCUUAAUCUUGCAGAUACAGGAUUAAGCGGAAACCUUAAAAAUAACAUUCUCUGCUUACCAGGCAUUCAAGAACUAGAUAUGUCACAAAAUUUCAACCUUCAAGGUAAGCUUCCUGAACUGAGCUGUAGUGCUUCUCUCAGUAACUUGCAUCUCUCAAACUGUCAAUUCCAAGGACCAAUUCCUUUGUAUUUUUCGAACCUCACACAUCUUACUUCCUUGAUUCUAUCCUAUAACAAUCUUAACAAUUCAAUCCCAUCCUCACUUUUCAAGCUUCGACGUCUCACUCACUUACAUCUUUCAUUCAAUUCAUUUAGCGGUCAAAUACCAGAUGUGUUUGGUGGGAUGACCAAAUGCAAGAACUGUAUCUAGAGUCUAACAAUUUAAAAGGACAAAAUUACAG
This is a messenger RNA of Medicago truncatula (barrel medic), 805 nucleotides long. Its product is annotated as receptor-like protein 19. Gene Ontology annotation, molecular function: protein binding. The record is from RefSeq and is a predicted model, not a curated record. NCBI's taxonomy places the organism in Eukaryota, Viridiplantae, Streptophyta, Magnoliopsida, Fabales, Fabaceae. Bases 31 to 774 code for a protein of 247 amino acids. The transcript is spliced from 2 exons.